CCCAACUAUAAUUUUUCCCCCACACCUCGCCAGGUGCCCCACCAUAAACAUUCACACGCCUCUACCGCCCGCCACCCCACCACACAAUCACCAUGGCCUCCUACGUGAUCGCGCGACUCCUGUCGCAAGCCCUCUCCAUCGAACCCACUCCCAAAGACAUCCAGCGAAUCCUGGUCCUCAUCUCGGGCAGCGGCACGAACCUGCAAGCGCUCCUCGACGCCUCGCUCCCCGGGCAGAUAAUCCACGUCCUUUCGAACCGCAAAUCGGCCUUUGGGCUGACGCGGGCGGCCAACGCCGGCAUCCCCACGUCUUACCACAACCUGCUCUCGUACAAGUCGCGGUACCCCACGGACGAGGAGGCGCGCGCGGCCUACGACGCCGAGCUCGCGGCGUUGAUCCUCGCGCAGCAGCCCGACCUCGUCGUCUGCGCCGGCUGGAUGCAUAUUCUCUCCGAGGCGGCGCUGCGCCCGCUGAAGGAGAAGGGCGUGGACAUCAUCAAUCUUCACCCCGCCCUGCCCGGCUGCUUCGAUGGGAAGGAUGCUAUCCAGCGCGCGUGGAGCGCGUUCCAGCAGAGCGAGAUCACGGAGACCGGUAUCAUGAUACAUCAUGUCAUUGGCGCGGUAGAUAGGGGCGAGCCCAUCAUUGUGCGCAAGGUCGAUAUGAGAGAGGGCGAGUCGGUGGAGGAGCUGGAGGCGAGGAUGCAUGCCAUUGAGCAUGAGGCUAUUGUGGAGGGAACCAAGUUGGUGCUCGAGGAGAGGUUACGGAGGUAGACCUGUGCGUUGGGAUAGUGGGAAUUCAAAAAAAACGGCGUUCGUUGGGUGGUGGUCAAUUGACGGAAAUGGGGGUACAUUCUUUGAUGAUUGGGUUUGGUGCGAUAUGUAAGCCAUUGAGACGUGAGAAUUCUGAUGAGCAUCCUGAUGAGCAUCCCAUCCCCAUUUGCAGUUCAAUCUUGAAGAAAC
This is a messenger RNA of Tricharina praecox, 959 nucleotides long. RefSeq names its product formyl transferase. The transcript has a single exon. Gene Ontology annotation, cellular component: cytoplasm. The record is from RefSeq and is a predicted model, not a curated record. Gene Ontology annotation, biological process: 'de novo' IMP biosynthetic process. The coding region runs from base 93 to 770 and encodes 225 amino acids. Gene Ontology annotation, molecular function: phosphoribosylglycinamide formyltransferase activity. Lineage: Eukaryota; Fungi; Ascomycota; Pezizomycetes; Pezizales; Pyronemataceae.